This is a messenger RNA of Paramisgurnus dabryanus, 2873 nucleotides long. The record is from RefSeq and is a predicted model, not a curated record. Lineage: Eukaryota; Metazoa; Chordata; Actinopteri; Cypriniformes; Cobitidae.
UCUGUGUUGCACAUUCAUUGGUAUCUUAAAUUAUUUUCUUACGUUUUUUCCCGAUGGCCUUCCAUAAUGACAGUGCGCCUCUAUUGGCUCUUGUCACCGCUUACGUCACGAUCAUGAUUAGAAUUGAUGAUCGAUUUGAUUUCAUUGUCUAGCCAGGGGAUUGGUAAAGAAAUCAUCUGAAUCCGAGAGGCCUUUGAUUUCUCUGCCACAAGAUUUACGCACAGCAGUGAAUAAGUAGCCCACCCGGUUGUGGUUUUUUGAGGUCUCCCACCACAUCCACCAGAGAAAUGGAAAAAUGCAUGGAGAAGAGGAGUAUUCACACUAUGAAUUUGCGAUCAGUGUUUACUGCUGAGCAACAGCGGAUCCUGGAACGUUACUAUGAAAAUGGCAUGACCAAUCAGAGCAAGAGUUGCUUUCAGCUCAUUCUGCAGUGUGCUCAAGAUACCAAACUUGACUUCAGCGUGGUUAGGACAUGGGUUGGAAACAAGAGACGGAAGCUGGCUUCCCAAGCAGAUGGAGUUGCUGGUCAAAGUCUUUUUAGCCAUCAUUCUCUGCCUGAAGCAGUAUGUGUGACUGGAUCAGUGUCAACAGGAGAAAUGGCAGCCACACAGAGCAAUCAUCAGAGCCUGUCAAUGUCCCAGUUUGUUCCUUCACAAGCUUCAUGUUCCUCAGCUUCCUCUUCUCCAUUGUCUUUCUCCCCGCUCAGUACUGGAAGUGGAUAUCAAGCUGACAUCAUUUUGACAGGUAUUUCCUCCUUGACUCGAAACGCUAACCAGCUUGAUGCUUCCGCUCCCAACAGGACUGGGAUGCAAGCGUUGCCCUUACAAACUGAAAUCAAUCUGCCUCCUCACAGUUGUACAACUGUGCACACAGACCACACUGUACAUCUAGUUACCAGUGCAGCUAUGAAGAGGAAAACCCCUAUCACCCCCAGCUCCAGCAACCUUAAAUGUAACCAAAUAUUAAAACAGUUCACCACUACAGACAGAAUUUCUCGCAACUUGGCCAAGCAACAAAGCAUAUUGCCGUCUUCAACAUGGGCUCACUCAUUUCCUAGCAAAACUACCAUAGACAACAGCACUCAGAUUCAGAAAUGUUUCUCCCUGGAGGGAUCAGGGGAGGCUUUACAGCUGCCUCUCACAAAGACCAGCCCAGACAAAGAACGAAUCAGAGAACGAAUGGUUGACAUGUCAGAGAUAUUCUCGAUUGCGAUGGAAACAGGCGAUGCUGAUGAUGAGUAUUUAAGAGAAGAAGAACUGGCAAAUAUGGGCGCACAAAUGCAGUUUAGUAAAGGCAGCAGUUGCAACGUCUCCUUGGUGCGUGGUGGGUGUAGCUCCAUUUCAUGUGGGUCUUCCUUGAUUGAUAGCCCAAGAUUGUCAGAAAGGUGCCAAUCACCCACUAUUGUUAAGGCAUCAACAUGUGCUCAUUUUGGAGAGAAAGGAUGUCAAAUUAACAGUUCAUCGAUUGAUACAUCCCCCCCCAGUAACUUUCCAUUAAGACUACUCUCACCGCCAUCUUCCAGAAUAUCCAGUUUUAAGGUAUCAAGUAAUAUGUCUACUCCCUGGCUUUAUAGCAACUCCCGGAAAAGAACACUGCAGGACAGGACACAGUUUAGUGACAGAGAUUUGUACGCACUAAAGAUGUACUGGGACAAUGGAAUGACUAGCCUGGGCCUUGUGUGCAAAGAAAAGAUCUCGGCCGCAGCGAAUGAACUCAGUGUGGACACUGAAAUUGUUAAGACGUGGAUUGGUAACCGCAGAAGAAAGUACCGUUUGAUGGGCAUUGAAAUUCCGCCACCUAAAGGUGGGCCAGCUGUGUUCUCCAAUCAAGCUGAAGCCUAUUCUCCUCAAACCCUUGAAGAUGAACUUGGGAUCCCUGAACUAGCAGAUGGCAGAGUGUCACUAUGUUUGUCUGACGGUGGAAGGAUUUUUCAUGCUAUUGAUGGUGCCAGUGAUUUCUAUCAUCUAAAUGAGGGAACAGACAGGUCCAGUCCUGAUAAAAAUGUGAAGAUUGAAAUCAUCGAAGAAGAGAAUGAUGGUGACAUGUUGACCACAGAGAUGGAACAAAUGCAAAACUUCUUAGAGUUCAAGAAUGAAGAAGUGCAGUUUCUUGAGGAUGAGCUGCAGAAGCAAAAGCAGAAGUUCUCCCAGCUAGAAAGCUUUACUAGAAGUCUGCUGAUAGCUGUGAAAAACAAUGACCAAGAGAAACAGCAGGAGCUGCUUCAUGAGGUACAUGAGGAUUUGGGCAUGGAUAACCACAGAGAGCAUUACACAGAGGCGAUUUCCAUCCAAAGGGUGUCUUUGAAUUUUGAUAAGAAUGACACAAGGCCAUUGAAACUUUAAACAGUGUUACUCCCUCCGGUCAUUUUCUAACCCCCUCAGAAAACACACAGUGCCUGUGGAAACUUCUCAAUAACACUGUUUGCAUAUUUGGUUUGCUUGGUCUGAACCAGUUUUCCAAUCCACACCACAAUUCAUCAACUAAUUGCCACUGUAACAAAGUAAGGACUCAGGAUGCCAGUGGAUUGUGUUCAUACCAAUGAAGUUGAAUGAAGUUAACUUGGGUGGAGUUUUUUAGUAUGUAUUCAUGUCUAAAAACUGCAUUCAUUCCAACCAAAUGAAUGAAACUCUAAUUAUAAACAGGCUUGAAUCCACUCUCUAAGCUCAAAUGGGAAAGCAUCUUACAGUUAGAUUUUUUACAGCAUUUGACACUGCCUUUUUGGCUGUGUUCAGUGUAAUAAAAUAAAUGGCACUAGGUCAACACUGAGUGGUCUUUGUUUUUGUGACAACUGAGACAAAAAAAACAUUCAGAACUCAAGACUAAUUGUUUUACUAUUGUCCAGUCUGUUGCUAGAGGUGUAAAAAGUACUCAAA